AAAAAAGUUCCCGAUGGGACCUCUCCCAGUCUCUGCCCGCCCUAUCAGCAAAUCAACCAACUAGCCAUCUCUGCAAGAACCCUCUCUGUUCCCUCCUCUGUUGUGAGCUCUUGUGGCCGGACGCACGCCCUCGUUGAGCAACGACAAUCCUCUCACCCUUUGGCUCAUCCCAACCAGUAAUUAUGGCCACAAAGAGGAAGCUUGCCAAGGUGGCCGCACCAGUCCAGCAGAGCACCAAACUCCCCAACUCCACCAGGAUAGACGAGAGCCGCACAUCAGUAACAGUGCCCAUACCCACGAAGCCCAAGGCAUCAAAACAAGUCGAGCCAAUUGAGAUCUCCAGUGACUCUGAGAGCAACUUCGAUGACAUUUCCGACGUGGACGAUGAUGAGGUUACGGAAAAGCAGGCCGGCCAGGCAACCCGGUCGCAGGCGGGCGGAGAGCCACAACUGGAGGGAAAUGAGGACACCGAGAUGCAAGAGGAGGGCGAAGAGUCAGAUGCAGAGCCAACUUUCGGCGACCUGAUCCGGAACCACGAGACGGUCGACGUCACUGCUGCACUUGGCGGUCGGCAAUCAACGGAUGCGACCACCAACCUUGCAGCAGCACCUCAGCGACAAAUAGCACCUCCCUCCACCACUUCCAUCGGCACGGUACUUGCGCAGGCUCUGCGUACGGACGACGCUGACCUUCUCGAGUCCUGUCUGCACACCACAGAUGCGACCGUCAUCCGCAACACAAUCCAGCGACUAGACUCGAGCCUGGCAGGGGCUCUGCUCACCCAGCUCACCUCGCGCCUGCACCGACGUCCCGGCCGUGCACACAACCUCAUGACCUUCGUUCAGUGGACAUUGAUCGGUCACGGCGGCGCCCUAGCAACCCAGCCAGACAUCCAGAGACGGCUUGCCGAGCUGAACAGGGUACUGGAGGAGAGGACGCGGGGGUUGAACAGCUUGCUUGCGCUGAAGGGAAAGCUGGACAUGCUGGAGGCACAGAUGACUCUACGCCGCGGGAACAAGUCUCGCCGAGCGGGCAAGGAUGAAGAUGACAGCCAAAGUGACGAUGAUGAGGAGGAUGGUGAGGAGGGUGUUGUCUUUGUUGAAGGCCAGGAGGACGACACCCUUUCAAACGGGCUGUCACGGCGGAGAGGAGACGAAGAGGACGACGACUUCCCAGUGGUCAACGGUGUUGCAUCCGACUCGGAAGAGGAGUCAGGUGAUGAAGAUGAGGACGACAUGGAUGUGGAUGAGUACGCAGAGGAAUCAGUGGAUGAGGAUGAGGUUGAUCAUGAUGAUAUCGAGGAGGACUCGGCCGAGGAAGACGAGAGUGAGACCGAGGUCCUCCCCCCUGCAAAGGUGCAGAAGAAGAGCAAAUCUUCCUUCUCGAAAAAGAGGUGAACAGGGUUGCCGGUACGGAGUUCAAGGCAAUAAUAGACUUGUACAUGAUGAUACCUUAUCAUCCCUUAUCAUCCAUCUCUUCAGGAUGAAAUCGAGUCCAGGGUAUUGGAGUCUAGCUGUAGGUGGUUCCUUGUACCAUUCCGAGAAACAGAUAUGUACCACGUUUGGGAACUGUAACCCAAGCCAUCAAUCACAUAAAGAAUUGCAGACAA
Messenger RNA from Diaporthe batatas, 1609 nucleotides. RefSeq lists its product as uncharacterized. The transcript has a single exon. Gene Ontology annotation, biological process: maturation of SSU-rRNA from tricistronic rRNA transcript (SSU-rRNA, 5.8S rRNA, LSU-rRNA). Gene Ontology annotation, cellular component: nucleolus. The coding region runs from base 183 to 1397 and encodes 404 amino acids. Lineage: Eukaryota; Fungi; Ascomycota; Sordariomycetes; Diaporthales; Diaporthaceae. The record is from RefSeq and is a predicted model, not a curated record.